AUGUCUGAAUUGAAAAUGUCUAGCUCAAUAGAUUCAGUAGAUUUAAAAGUGCGGUUUAAUAAAUAUGGAUACAAGUAUAAAUUUAUUAAAUUAUCAGAACUGGUAGCUGACGAAAGAUAUGAAGUUACUGCUUUUGAACUUGUUAACAUUAAUGGGCAGCAUAAAGUAUCUGUUGUAUUGGAUAAUAAAUAUAAACUCAUUUUACCAGAUAGAUUUUUUAAGACUAUUUCUGAAAAUAUAUAUGAAAUGAAUGAUAAAGGGUGGUCUACACUUUACCUUUAUUACAGGUAUAAAAAAAUACUUGAUAAUGGAGAUUCAUACCAUCGUAUAGAGUUUGAAGGUUGA
Molecule: messenger RNA, 345 nt
Organism: Macrosiphum euphorbiae (potato aphid)
Lineage: Eukaryota; Metazoa; Arthropoda; Insecta; Hemiptera; Aphididae
Source: the annotation of a GenBank genome assembly